This is a messenger RNA of Fundulus heteroclitus (mummichog), 2546 nucleotides long. RefSeq names its product Down syndrome cell adhesion molecule homolog. The record is from RefSeq and is a predicted model, not a curated record. The coding region runs from base 98 to 1831 and encodes 577 amino acids. Lineage: Eukaryota; Metazoa; Chordata; Actinopteri; Cyprinodontiformes; Fundulidae. The transcript has 14 exons. Gene Ontology annotation, molecular function: protein binding.
UGUGAUCUGUCCACACUUCAAGGCUGAAACCACUCUGUGUUCAGGUCAGAGCUGUGUGUAAGGUGAACUAAUCACCAACUCAGAGGAGAACUGUAAGAUGAUUCAUCUGAGGAUCCGGUUCAUCAUUUUGUGCUCCUGUCUUCUCUUUUGGCUGAACACAGGUGAUGUCUCAGCCAACUCCAUAAUAGCCACAGUUGGAACAGAUGUCACUCUAAGAUGCAAGUAUGAUGCUGCGUAUUACUCCACCCUGCCUUUCUGCUGGGGCAGAGGAAAUAUACCUAACAGUGGCUGCGCCAAUGAGGUGCUUAAAUCAGAUGGCACACAGGUGCUCAGCAAGGUGUCGGAGCGUUACGCUCUUACCGGUAACCUCGGCUUGGGAGAGGCUUUUCUGACCAUCAGGCAGGUUCAGGAGAGCGACUCAGGCAUAUACGGCUGCCGUAUCGACAUACCGGGCUGGUUCAAUGAUCAGAAACACGAGUUUACCCUCACAGUAAAACCAGGGCGGCCUUUCCCCAUAAAGGUGGAAACAAGAGAGGUGAGGGAGCGAACUGUUACUGUGCGCUGGACUCCUCCAUUUGACGGUGGCAGACCCAUUACAGCCUACAAGGUGGAUUUAAAAUACAAAUACGCAUCUUGGGAUACAGCGAAAAGAACUGAUGUGGCAAGAGCUCACCUGAAUCAAGUGACUUUGGUUGACUUGCGUCCCACCAAGACCUAUAACCUCCGCAUGUAUGCAGUCAACAGUGUGGGAAUGAGUGAAGCCAGCAAUGUUCUGAUAUUCACAACAAAAGAAGCAGCACCGGAGGGCCCCCCAAUCAAUGUGAAGCUCCAGGCCCUCAGUUCUGACAGCAUUAAAGUUACUUGGAAGCCUCCGGGUGUUGAACUCAGAAACGGCGUUCUGCGCAGUUAUAUAGUCAGCUACAGAGAGUAUGACCCUGCAACCCGGCUAUUUCAAAACUGGCAGCAACUUAGCGUGAUCGCCACAAGUGAAGAGGAGAGCACCGUUCUGACCAACCUGAAGCCUUCAACCCAGUACAAUGUUCGUAUUCAGGCCAAAACAAAUGCAGGACUAGGACCAGUUUCAACCGCGCCUUUCUGCACCACUCUGGAUGAAGUUAAAGAAACAACAGCGGCCACUACUCUGCUGUCUACUGCUGCUGCAUCCACAAAGCUGAUGCAGUAUACAAGUCUUACUACUCCUGUAUUCCAAUCUCACACUCCUCCAGCUGGUACCGUUUCUACGUCCACAGUUUGGGAACAAAGUACUCUGCAAAGCACAAGCCUCAUGACAGUGCCUCCAGAUCCACCAGUAAUUGUGUUGAUGGAGGUGACAGACAACACGAUUUCACUUUCCUGGACUCCUGGCUUUGAAGGUGACAGCCCCAUUACUGGUUUUUACCUGGAGUAUAAAGCAGCAAAUGCUUCAUGGGAUUACACAGAGGCUAUCAUAGAUUUCAACUCCAAUGAGACAGAGGCCACAAUAAUAGAGAUGUAUCCUUCGACAUACAACAUCCGCAUGUUCGCUACAAACAGUGUGGGCACCAGUAAACCCAGCAACGUUCUCAACAUCACCAUCGAAGAAACAGGUCAGCAAAACAGCAGUUUCAGUUCCACCAUGUCAACUAUUACUGAGGUUUCUGUGUUUGCCGAGAACAGAGGUGGUGCUCAUACGACCGGCAUCAUUGUGCCGGUUGUGCUGGUGGUAUUGAUUGGUGCCAUUAUGAUUGGUUGGCAACUUAAACGUAUAAAACAAAGGAGCGGCAGUCUGAACAUGUGGCUGACUAACAGAGCAGUUUAUGACAAAGGAUCUGAGCCGCUACAGGAGCUGUGAAACUCACUCCACAUUCAACCUUCUGAAACUCUUAACUCAUAUUGCCAAUUCUAUGUAAUAUUCAACAAUGUUUUAUUUCCUUUUGUUCUGUUAAUGUACUAAAUGUGCUACUUUGUCAUAUUCACAUGUAUCUGAGUCAAACUAACCACAGGAAAGAUAAACAUAUAAAGCUCUUUUAACUUUUUAUGGUGAUUGUUAUUCUUUAAGUGGCAUACCACUUCUCUGCUAUAGUUUUAUUUUUUCACCAAUUUCAUUUGUGUUGUUUGUUUAUUCAAAUGUCAACCAGUAUGUUUUCAACAGUUUAGCUGUUUAAUGUCAACUUUAAGCUUUGAACAUCCUCAGUGUUGUCCACUAGCAUCAACUGUCAGGUCAAAACUUUGCACAUUUUCAUAAUCUGCCUUAUCAACAAAGCAGAUAAAGCUAAUGAUAUGCCAGAACAAACACUGUGAUCAAGUUCAAAAGGUAUAAAUAACCAAGUUGAAUACUUUUUGUAACAUGAAGCUACUUGAGUGGUCUCAUAAUGAAUCCUGCUUGGGAUAAUAUUUUUAAAGUACAUCAUUUGGGUGUUAGAACUGUUUUCCUGAGGUUCAGAUGUUCUGGUGCAGGUUAGAAAUGUAUCACAUUGCACCAAUAUUUCAUGCUGUCUGUACAAACAUGUGCUGUAAUAAUUUGUGAUACACUGACAAAAUAAAAAUACAUCAGAAAUUAAAUAAAA